This is a messenger RNA of Seminavis robusta, 3878 nucleotides long. The record is from the annotation of a GenBank genome assembly. Lineage: Eukaryota; Bacillariophyta; Bacillariophyceae; Naviculales; Naviculaceae.
AUUCAGGACUGGGUUCUGAGGGAUCAGGGGCAAGAAAUGGAGGACCAUUAUACUUCGUUGCAAUCGCAAAAUCCUCAACGGCCUCUCCAAAGCGCUGCUAUCUGCUCCUAUACGGAAGGUUGCUUGAAGUGACAGUGUCUCUGCUCUGGUGAUAUCAUUCUGAACAUUCCUGAAAAGACCAUGACGGAAACUGGCAGCGACAAGGAGGAGGGUACUGCGUGUGGGAUGGAGUACGAAGGAGCUUUGGCCACCCUGGAGGGAAUGUUUGGUCAGCUGUGGAAGCGAGGCACCAUAGUGAAAGCACUUCAGCGUCAUGAUGGAGAUUUGGAGAGCACGGCCCAUUUCCUUCUUGCACACAAUGACCUGCAAGCCGAGACGCUAAUCUAUCAAUUGAGGCAAGAAGUGCAGAAAAAGAGGUCUGCAACGCCGGACAUUGUUGAAUUUGAAACAACCCAAGAGGAAUGCGACAGCAAACAGGUAUCUCCCACCACUGAUGCUGCCUCCGAAGAAGGAGCACUGAAGUUGCCACCAAUCUCUUACGAUGAACUACCCCCAGCUAUGGCUCGCUCAGCUUGUCGUCCGUGGGCCAAUGCUGCUGAGCAGGGCUGCGAGACGGACGUUGUGACUUUGGCCGACAAUAACCACGCGACCGACUAUGACGACGCAGACGAUUUGUUGCUGCGCAAGGUUGUUGCGCCCAGAGCAGAAGCCGCUGCCGCUGACAUCCAGGCAAGGCCAUACCGCCGCUUGAAUUUCUUCUCCCGUGCCACAGCACCUGGCGGGGGGAAAUUAGCAAACUCGGAUUGCAAAAAGGAAGAUUCCAUAGGGCGACAAUACGCAGCCUCGCGCAACCCCAGUUUCCUGCCUUAUCCAGGUUCAAAGAGGCGGCCAUUGGGAUCUUACAUGUUGUCAGAUACAAUUGCCGAGACCGAAAGGUCGAUCACUGAAACGGAAACAACCACCGACGGCAACAUGGCUCGGAUAGCUGUUUGUUCAAACAUUGAACAAAGAGCAGCAACGGACGGUGACAUGUCAAUCCCAGAUCCAGGGACAGAGUGGGAAGGACUUGUGACUCGGUCUCCUUGGCGUUACAAAGACGAUCUGCACCUCUUUGUGGAGGAUUCUUUCCUUGACUGUUUGUUCACAUAUGUCAUCGACCCAAUCGUCGUCAGAACAAUCCAUUCGGAACGUGUACUCACCGAGUGGCUGGGGCGUGGCUUUGGUCGUCUUGUACACUGGUGUUUUGUGGAGAUUCCGGCGGCUCUGGCCUAUGCAACCUUCUGUGCGCUUUUGGCCAUUACGAUCUCUGUCAGUUGGCCAACCUUCCGCGUUUGGGACUCUUUUGUUUUGAAUGCAGACGCAUCCGGUUGCCGCGAACGCGUCGGGUUUGUGGCUGCCGUGGGAUUCAUUUUAUUGGCUUCCCCACUGUUUGCCUUUUACUUUUGGCUCGCUUGGAACGCCAACUAUUUCCACCAGCGCAAACAUAAACGUCAACUUCAGACAGCGCGAAUAAAUCAAGAGGCAGAGUCACAUCCCCAAUUGAUGUCACUGUUUGUGGAGGAUGCGUUCAAGGAAUGGGUUUGGGGCUUGGCUGAGAAACUUGCCCUCGGCAUUGUUGCACUAGAAGACAAGUUCAGCCAGAAGCUGGGACGGUAUCUUGGUGCUUGCUCUUGUCGCCUACUCGUGGAGAUGCCUCUGAUUGUGACUCUCUGUGUUUUGUGGCUACUGACGGGGCCAUUUGUCGCUCUGUGGCUGGUCUUUGCUGCGUUGGAGGAUGUCUUUUGGAACGAAGAGGUGUCAGUGUGUCUGGAUUGGAUAUGGAAGCCGAUCGUCUUUGGUGUUAAACUGGUAUUGUGGCUAUGUCUGUUUCCGCUGGUCUUCAUCGGUCUUCUGGCUGGAGGGUUGCGCGUGUACUUUGUUCGCCGACGAGAAUACGGAGAAAUGUUGUUGAGGAACUCUGCACAAAAACCAGACAUCGAAACCGGGAGGGAGGAGGAAGACGAGCCAAAGCUUUCGGAGGUUGUCAAGGUCGCUUUCUACGAUUCGUCAGGAGAUUCUUUCCGAAGUUGGCUGAAGGGAACCCGAGUUGUGGAGGAAGCAUUCAUCAGAAAGCUUGGGUGCCUUUUCGGCGCGUUUUUGUAUUUGCUGUUGAUAGAGAUCCCAGUCCUUGUGGCGUACUUGACUUGCGCGGUUGUGCUAUUGCCUUUUGCACUCGUUUGGCUCAUUUUCAAGCUAUGGGAGGAUAUCUUGUUAGAGCCAGAGAGGCCGGGUUGUCGAACUUGGGUUAUCAGGGUCCUAGGCUUCGUGGCUCUCCUUCUCUUCAACUGUUUGGUGGUGUUGCCUGUUGGCUUCUUGAUUCACCUUGGCACGUACUUUUUUGAGCGAAGAAGGAAUCGACGCGAACCAAGGCAAGCCGCCGUGUUCGAAAUGCCGGAAAUGGAUAUCCAAACUGCAUGGACGGUAGUGGGAUGAACGGAUACGUAAUCAAUACUAUUAUUGAGCACCGAUCUGACCAUCUAGCUAUGUAGGUUACAUUCAAGCCUCCGGAUCGUUGUGGUGAAAUGCCCGGCUGCGCAUGGCAAUCUUUCGGCUACACUCGAGAUGAAAUCCUGCGGUCUUCUUGGUCUUACAAGGGGACGUCACGUCAUGGAUUGAAUAAUCUUCCCUCUGAUUACCCUUGGCGAAAAUGAAUGGCGCGUUCUUGGGUAGCUUGACUGAUUUAUACAUAGCCUAGUGCCGAGAUUGACGGUUGACAGUCGCAGUAGCAGUCGCACUGCACGAACAGAAAAACGGAAUAGCAGGUUGUUGCAUAGUCUGCUUCUGAUCGAUUUCCUUUCUUCUUGGCUAUUACAUCAAACCCACUCGUUUGGCAGCUCGUAAUUGCAGUUGGGCAAUCCCUGCUUGCAGCAUGGCAUUGUUGUAUCCAUGUUCAUCGGUAGGAUUGAGAUGGCAUAUUUGCUGCAGCAACGCCGUGGCCAAAACCAACCAUGCCGCGUAGGGUAGCAGUGCCAAGAAUGCCAGCUGGUCCAACAAGGCCACAGCCCACAAAAUGGGAAUUAUACUAGAAAGCAACAAAAAGCUCACCAGCAAUCCGGCACGCAAACGUUGCAUACCAAACACCAAUUCGGUGGCGACCAGCGUCAGCAUGGAGUGCCAUAUCCACGUCAUGGGGAGUAUCAGGUAGGGGACCGAAGAGAGACUGGCCAAUCGCCACAAAGCCACGCCUAAACUACCGUAGCAAAUGCCGACGGCGUGGGUCAGCCAACCAAUUGAUGGCAUCCACCUUGGCAAGGAAAUUUCGUGGAACCAAGUCUGGAGGGCAUAGGAGAUAUCGUGCAUUGGUAGAAAGGCUACCAUGGUGUCAUCACUCAAGCCACCCGUCAUGAAAAAGAGGGCGCUCGUUGGAGGAUGAAGUUGAACAAUGGUGGUGACACGCCAAUUCUUGCCCGAUUGGCUCAAGGGCCUAAACGUUUGUGGCGCAAAGGCGACUGCUCUGGGCACCGCCAGCACUACCAAUAGCAAGGCAAGCAUCUGCAGCCAGUACAAGCAACGCCGCAGUUGUCGGGGACUAUUCACUUGCUUCAUUGUCUCUUCUUCUUUUGUUGUUGUUGCCAAUACCGUAUGGGUUCGGAAUUUAUUGUGAUUGGUCGAAAAGCUUUCGGGUUGUGGGGUUGAGCUUCGUGUUUUGAUGAAGAUCCUCACCUUAUCCCUAAUUUUUUCCCGCCUAACGGCCGUUGGUUCCGCUCUCCCUCCGGCCUCCUUGUCAACGAUCCCGGUGGUACUGGUACCAGGUACCGGUACAGUUACGGUAGUUGAAGUAAAGUCACAUGUUUCUCGUAAAAUAUAUAUAAUAUAUGGCUUUACCGCGUCUACCUAAU